This is a messenger RNA of Sorex araneus (European shrew), 1800 nucleotides long. RefSeq names its product major facilitator superfamily domain containing 5 (gene SLC61A1). Gene Ontology annotation, molecular function: molybdate ion transmembrane transporter activity. The transcript has 2 exons. Gene Ontology annotation, cellular component: membrane. The coding region runs from base 208 to 1560 and encodes 450 amino acids. Gene Ontology annotation, biological process: molybdate ion transport. Lineage: Eukaryota; Metazoa; Chordata; Mammalia; Eulipotyphla; Soricidae. The record is from RefSeq and is a predicted model, not a curated record.
GCCCGCGUCACGUGACGGGGCCAUCAUGGCGGCGGCCAGAGGCCUCCCCGGCUCCCGGAAGCAGGCUGCGAGGGGCGGGCGCGCGGCGGGAACCCGAGCCGGAGCCGGAGCCGGAGGUAGCGCGGGGAGGGCGGCCGGGCGGCCUGGAGCCGGACGGGUCCGGAGCGUCCCCGCAGACCGGGGCAGCAGGUGGUCCGGGGGCCCGCCAUGCUGGUGACAGCCUACCUUGCCCUUGUGGUCCUCCUGGCCUCCUGUCUGGGCUUGGAGCUGUCAAGAUGCCAGGCGAAGGCCCUCGGGAGGGCCUGCAGCAACCCUUCCUUCCUCCGGUUCCAGUUGGAUUUCUAUCAGGUGUACUUCCUGGCCUUGGCGGCGGACUGGCUCCAGGCCCCCUACCUCUAUAAACUGUACCAGCACUACCACUUUCUGGAGGGGCAGAUUGCCAUCCUCUACGUCUGCGGCCUCGCCUCCACCGUCCUCUUUGGACUCGUGUCCUCCUCCCUGGUGGACGGGCUUGGCCGCAAGAAGUCCUGCGUCCUCUUCUCCCUCACGUACUCCCUCUGCUGCUUGACCAAACUCUCCCAGGACUACUUUGUGCUCCUGGUGGGCCGCGCCCUGGGCGGGCUGUCCACGGCCCUGCUCUUCUCGGCCUUCGAGGCGUGGUACAUCCACGAGCACGUGGAGCGGCACGACUUCCCCGCCGAGUGGAUCCCAGCGACCUUCGCCCGAGCUGCCUUCUGGAACCAUGUGCUGGCCAUCGCGGCUGGCGUGGCGGCCGAGGCCGUGGCUUCCUGGAUGGGGCUGGGGCCCGUAGCCCCCUUCGUGGUCGCCAUUCCCCUGUUGGCCCUGGUGGGGGCGCUGGCCCUUCACAACUGGGGCGAGAACUAUGACCGGCAGCGGGCCUUCUCCAAGACCUGCGCGGGCGGCCUGCGCUGCCUCCUGUCUGACCGCCGGGUCCUGCUGCUCGGCACCGUCCAGGCCCUGUUUGAGAGUGUCAUCUUCAUCUUCGUCUUCCUCUGGACGCCCGUGCUGGACCCCCACGGGGCCCCCCUGGGCAUCGUCUUUUCCAGCUUCAUGGCCGCCAGCCUGCUGGGCUCUUCCCUGUACCGCGUCGCCACCUCCAAGAGGUACCGCCUUCAGCCCAUGCACCUGCUGUCCCUCGCCGUGCUCAUCGUCGUCUUCUCCCUCUUCAUGUUGACCUUCUCCACCAGCCCGGGCCAGGAGAGCCCGGCCGAGUCCUUCAUCGCCUUCCUGCUGAUCGAGCUGGCCUGCGGCCUCUACUUCCCCAGCAUGAGCUUCCUGCGGAGAAAGGUGAUCCCCGAGACCGAGCAAGCGGGCGUCUUCAACUGGUUCCGGGUGCCCCUGCACUUGCUCGCCUGCCUGGGCCUCCUGAUCCUCCACGACACCGACCGCAAGACGGGCACCCAGAACAUGUUCAGCAUCUGCUCGGCCGUCAUGGUCAUGGCGCUGCUGGCGGUGGUGGGGCUCUUCACGGUGGUCAGACACGACGCUGAGCUGCGGGUGCCCUCGCCCACUGGCGAGCCCUGUGCCCCUGAGCUGUAGCCCCGGGCGAGGACAGGGGCCCUGGGAUGGACUCUUGAGCCCUGCCUCCGCGGGCUUGCACAGAUCUCUCUCUGUGAAUGACUUUGUGAUGCUCUGACCCUGCGCUGGGCCCCCCCACCCCCACCCCCUGCCUGCAGUGCUUCGGGUUGGGGAGUGCAUGGGGUUGACAGCCUGGAAAGGUGCCAGACAUUGCCUCUUGGUUAUGCCCUUUCCAGUUAAGAAUAAACACUUCGAAUCAUA